CCCGGACGGGGUGGCGGCUGAGUGGGUUUGCUCGGCGGCCAUGCAGAUAGGAGCCCGACAUGCAUCCUUAAACGGCGAGUUGGGCAGUCCCCUGGGACCCCCCCCCCCACCCCACCCCAUCGGCCAGGCAAGCCUCGGUGGUACGAGAUACCACCCACUUAGGCGUUGAUCAUGCUAGGCCGGAUCUGGGUGCCAGGGGUCUUCAUCGUGCCUCAUGUGUGUUGAUCUCUUUGAAAUUGUAUAACCUCCAAGUUUGUUUGUUUGUCUGUCUUUGCAGGUCUUCUUACCUCUUCUGAAUCAUGUGAGGCGUCGAGCGCUCUCCCUAUGAAAACAAUGGCCAAGACUUGCCUUCCGCCAUGCAAUUUGAGGCUCAGCCCCUCUCCAAGUCAUCGGACUCGAGGCUGUCGGCCAUCAUUGAAGGAAAGCAGGGGGCGGCCAUGAAACCCAUACGGGCAGCCGCGGCCCCAGACCACGUAUGCAUGCGGGAAAAGCUACCGAACAUCAGGUCGAAGCUCCAGCCAGACAGAUUGCUACUUCUGAGGGUCAGCAACUGAGCGUUCCAGGCAUAGCACAAGCACAACAUGUGGACGUGUUAGACUCUGAUGAUGAUUCUGGUGCUCGGGAGGACCCGAAUCUUUGGUGGGGCCUCGAUAAUAGCGGGAUAGCGAACCUCCCCCAUCAUAUCCAAGUCGGGGACCUUGUCGUUGCAUACAGCCUGAUCGGUGCCAAUUGUUCAUUGAGAACUCCGGAGGCUACCGAGGUACUGAGUGAUCCCCCAGUCCAUUACUUUGGGGUCCAUAUCCGCUCUCUGGAGCUAGGGAUGGUUGUGCCUCUGCAUCCUUUUCUGGUUUGAUUUCUUCACUUCUUGGGUGUGGCACCGGGCCAACUGGCUCCGGCGGCUCAUAUGUUCGUCGCAGCUUUUGUGGCGUGAUGUGAGGAUGUGGGCCUCACUCCCACGAUCGAUUUGUUUUUUAGCUGCUUCCAGUGGCACGCCUCCAGCUUUUUGCCUCAGUUUCCCAGAGGCCGGUGAGCAAGCUAUUCCGACCGUGUUACCUUGACUCAGGUAGCCGAUGGAAGAAGAGGUGGAUCUGGGUGUCCGACCCCACCCUUCUGUCACCUCCGUUUCAGUGGGGUGAGCGGCUCCGGAAGUGUGAUCGGGUCGCCCUCUCCCCUGACCUCAAGUCAUCCAUCGAGAUGUUGUCUAUAGGCGGUCCCCGAUCCAUCAGCUCAUACUUAGAUGUGCCAGAUAGGCCUGAGAAGCAUACUGUCGGUGCCGAAUCCGAUGACGAUGACGAAGAAGCCCAGCCAUUCAUCGCUCGUGUAGCUUUCACGGCCACCAAGGAAAAAGAGCAUGGAGCUCCCCCAGACCGUGUAUGAUAGAGUAUAUAGACUCGGACCCCCGGGUCUCACGACUAUUGGGCCCGGACAGCGGCCCACAUAUGUUCAGU
Messenger RNA from Cuscuta epithymum, 1448 nucleotides. The record is from the annotation of a GenBank genome assembly. NCBI's taxonomy places the organism in Eukaryota, Viridiplantae, Streptophyta, Magnoliopsida, Solanales, Convolvulaceae.